CAAGCUCCUUCAGGCUACAUUCUACUUGCUCUUCUGGUAAAAGAAUCUCACCUAGAUUUCAGAAAGAUGUCUACCAUUCUGGAAAACAUCAUUUCCAUCAUCGACCUGUUCCACCAAUAUUCAACAAGUGAUAAAGAGACUGAAACGCUGAGCAAAAAAGAGCUGAAGGAACUUCUGGAAAUAGAGUUUCAGUCAAUCCUGAAGAAUCCAGAUGACCCAGACACUGCUGAUGUCUUCAUGCAUAUCCUUGAUAUAGAUCGCAACAAGAAAAUAGACUUCACAGAGUUUUUCCUUAUGGUAUUCAAGUUAGCUCAAGCAUACUAUGAGUCAAGCAGGAGACACAAUUUCCAAGAGUCAAGGCAAAAGCAAAAGAAGGAUGGACACCAUAAUAAACAUGAAGAAGAUGAUAGAGAAGAAGAGGAAAGAAAAAGAACAUCCAGUCAUUCAAGAAGUGAUGGAAAGAGAAAGAAGGCACAAUCCAACAGCUCAAGAGGAAGAGGGGAAAAUACACAUGUCUCUACUUCAGGAAGACAAGGACAAGAAGGUGAAAGAUCUACUUCUAGACACCAACAGGAACAUGGGAAAACACAUCAUGAGUCAAGUGGGAAAAAGAAAAGAAGGUCAAGUUCCACAGAAGAACAUGGAAGAAGGCACGAGGCAACUCUUGGCUCAGAGAGGAGAAAUGAAGGAAGAGAAGACAAACAUGGUUAUGAAAAUGAAAGACGAGAGAGUGCAGAAUGGAAACUGGGCAAAGAAGGCUUACAACAUGCAUGCGAAGAAAACAUAUGGAAAAACACAAAUAUUCAAGUGGAAGAAAACGAAGAAAAGAGAAACUCAGGGUUACAGAUAAGAGAAAGAAAUGCAUCAACAGAGAGAUACAGAGAAGAAAACAGGAAGGACUCAAAUGACGAACAUGAACAAACAGCCUACGAUUCUAGAACAAACCGAAACAAAGCUUCCACUACUACAGAGCAUAGAGAAAAUGGACGAGAGUCAGAGGAUUCAGUGGGACCCUCCGCCUCCGGUUCAGGACACCAACACGGAUCCGCC
This is a messenger RNA of Equus quagga, 1050 nucleotides long. Its product is annotated as filaggrin-like. Gene Ontology annotation, biological process: establishment of skin barrier. Gene Ontology annotation, cellular component: keratohyalin granule; cornified envelope. Gene Ontology annotation, molecular function: calcium ion binding; transition metal ion binding. The annotation marks the transcript as partial. The record is from RefSeq and is a predicted model, not a curated record. The transcript is spliced from 3 exons. NCBI's taxonomy places the organism in Eukaryota, Metazoa, Chordata, Mammalia, Perissodactyla, Equidae.